Durio zibethinus is the source of this 1484-nucleotide messenger RNA. The record is from RefSeq and is a predicted model, not a curated record. NCBI's taxonomy places the organism in Eukaryota, Viridiplantae, Streptophyta, Magnoliopsida, Malvales, Malvaceae.
AGCACAACAAAACUUUUUAAUUUCCUAAGAUCUUUACAUUCUCUUCAUUUUCUUGUCCUAAAACAUUCUCCCUUGUUUUACAAAAGCAACAAGAUGAUCAGUGCUAAGAGGCUUAUCAAGUUAGCAAAAAAUUGGCAAAAAAUGGCUGCAAUUAGGAGAAAAAGAAUCACAUUACCAAGAAGCACUGAGGAUGCUGACAUAAAAAGUUGCAGCUCAUCAUCAGUGGUGGAGAAGGGUCACUUUGUUGUAUACAGUGUGGAUCAGAAGCGCUUUGUGCUUCCUUUGGAAUAUCUCAAGAACGAAAUCGUCAUGGAGCUAUUCAACCUGGCAGAAGAAGAGUUUGGACUACCAGGCAAUGGGCUUCUCAUCUUGCCUUGUGAUGCAACCUUUAUGGAAUGUGUAAUUGCUUUGAUCAAAAGGAAACCAAGUAAAGACAUGGAGAAAGCAUUGCCCCUGUCUGUAGCCAGAGGUCGUAGCUCAUCAUCAUAUCUUUAUCAGCAAGAAACGAGCCAACAGAUGCCAAUAUGGAUUUCUUGGAUCUUGACAGGUAAAAUGCAACCAUAUCCAACCCUACAAUUCAAAGCCUUCAGUACAGAAAGUAUGACCACCAGGACCUCUGCUGUUAGCAAUCUCUUGAAGCCAUUAACAGACAGAUCAAUAACAUGUGGAUUGUACUACGAUGCCUGGUCUUGCACAUGGCCUGUUGUGCCAAAACCAAAUAAAUUUGAUGUCGAAAAAAAGAUUGGACCACUUACCAUUACCUUCCAUACAUGCCCAACAGGUGACGUCCCAAAUGAUCGCUCAAAUUUUCGAACCACACGGUUUUGCUUCCCUGUAGUCCCGACACUGAGUUGCUUCAUUCAAAGGACUGCUCUUGGGACCUUUGUGUUUAUAUAUUCACCCAAUUUAUGUUUUUUCAUCAGUGCAGCACAACAAAAGCUUUUCAGUUUCCUAAGGUUUUUACAUUCUCUUUCUUCUCUUGUCCUAAAAUAUUCUCCCUUGUUUUACAAAGGCAACAAGAUGAUCAGUGCUAAGAAGCUUAUUAAAUUGGCAAGAAAUGGCAAAAAUUGGCUGCAGUUAAGAGAAAAAGAAUCACAUUCUCGAGAACCACUGGGUAUGUUGACACAAACAGAUGCAACAUAUCAUCAAUUGUCGAGAAAGUAUAGCGCUGAUGAGAUGCGUUUUGUGCUUCCUUUGGAAUAUCUGAAGACCGAAAUGGUCAUGGAGUUGGUCAAAUUGGCAGAAGAGGAGUUUGGACUUCCAAGCAAUGGACAUCUCACGAUGCCCUGUGAUGCAGCCUAUAUGGAAUAUGCAAUUGGGUUGAUUAAAGGGAAAGCAAGUAAAGAAAUGGAGACAGCGUUACUCAUGUCUGUAGUUAGUGGCCGUUGUUCAUCGUCAUCGUAUAUCUAUCCGCAAGAAACAAACAGACAGUUACCUAUGCGGGGUUUCUAAAGCAAAACAUGUUUUCAAUUUUGUAGACGAUC